AUGCCAUUAAACAUUUCAUUUUCAGUUUGGGAGAAAGCCAACGGCUCCUCGUCGGAGGAGGAAGAGGAGAGCGAUGAUGAGCCAGCUCCACCCCCGCGAAGAGCCAUGUUUCGAAUUGCUGGACAGCCGGCUGCUCCAACCACAACGCCGCAAGAAGCGAAAACGCAAAUUGUCGAGGAGAUCAAACAAGUCACCACACAGGCCGAAGCCGUAGCUGCGCCCGUUCAACAAACCGAGAAGAGCGACGCGGAGAAACGAGCGUUGGAGGAACGCCAGAAGCUGUUGGAGGCCCAGAAACAGGCACAGGCAGCCCAGGCGUUGGCCAUGCAACAAGCGGCGGCCGCUCGUCAACCCACCGAGGCCAUCGACACCGAGACGAAAAUGCAAGAGGCAAAAGCUGAAGCCGAAGCGGAGAGGAAAGCGGCCGAGGAGAGGAUAAUGGCCGUCAAAAAACAGCAAGAAGAAGCGUUGAAAAAAGCACAAGAAGCCCAACAAAAAGCGCAAGAAGAAGCCAAAGCUCGUCAAGAAGCAGCACUCAAGCAAGCACAAGAGGCGCAGGCUAGGGCUCAAGCUGAGGCAAAGGCUCGUCAAGAAGCGGCAUUGAAGCAAGCGCAAGAGGCCCAAGCAAGAGCACAAGCCGAGGCACAAGCCAGACAAGCAACUGCACAGAAACAGGCACAAGAGGCACAGGAAAAGUCUCAAGCCGAUGCUAAAGCUCGUCAGGAAGCUGCACAGAAGCAAGCGCAAGAAGCGCAAGCAAAGGCUCAAGCUGAUGCUAAAGCUCGUCAAGAAGCUGCUCAGAAGCAAGCGCAAGAAGCGCAAGCAAAGGCAAAAGCUGACGCCGAAGCUCGCGCCAAGGCUCAGCAAGAGGCACAAGCAAAGGCUCAAACUCUUGCCCAGCAACAACAGCAACAGAAACAAGCUCAACAACAAGCCCAACAAGCCCAAAAAACCGCUCAACAACAGCCUCAGCAACAACAACAACAACAACAAUUGACGAAAGGGCCAGCAGCGAAGCCCCAGGAGGCCACAUUGAACUCACAAGCGACCAGCCAUUCAGUCAAGCAACCGAUAAAGGAACCAGGUAAACUGCCCGCCCAGGCUCAGCAACCGGAAGCGAUCAAAGGCGCCGCCGCCACCGUGCCCGGCAACACCGCUUUGAAGCAAACGGCCAAGGCUCAAGAGUCAUCGAUGUCCGAUGCGCCACUCCACCCGGUGCACACCGCCGCGCUAGCUGGCGUGAACGCUCAACGCCCGACCGUCAAGCAGACCGAUGUCGAGAAGCGUUUCGUUGAGAAAGAAGAAUCCCUGCCCGAGAAGCAGCGCGUGGCUCGCGGCGGUAUUUUGGUCGGCGCUCAGAAGUGGGAGCAGGAGUCGGUGGUGAGGGAAACCCAACCGGACAUGACACUCGAACGUGGGCCGGCCGGCAUUCGGCUUCAGGAUGAUGCCUGCUGGCAAACGCAGCAUCGCAUCGCACCGGAGAUCGAUGUGCCCGCCGUGGGGAAAGUCGCGAUUCCCGAGUUCAACGAUGAGCACGAAGUGCAGAAAACGAUCGUCGCGAAACCGGUGGGCUUUCAGAAAAUCGUUUGGAACGAGUUUCCCGAGGACAAUUCGCCGAAAGACAAAGUGCCAGCGCCUCGUGUCAAAGCUCAAGAAUGGAAACCCGUCAAUCAGGAAGAAAUGGAGGUAUUGCGAACGAAUUACAAUCCGGGAAAAGUGACUGCCGUUUGGCCACCACCACAAGACGAAUUCCAGAGAGAAACCGGCGCAAUCACUCGAGUGAAAACCGGCGACGACUUGGCGUGGAUUCAACAGGAACAACACGAGGUACUCCGAUUUGCUCCUCGCACCACGCGAAUCAACCGCGCCUGGCCACCGCCCGAGGACGAGCUCACCAAAGCGCAUGCUGAUCGCACCCAACUCGGUCCGGUCGUCUGGCCUCCACCAGAGACCGAGGAUCGCGAAAGGGAAGCCGUCGAGUCGAUUCACAAAACCCUGCCCGUCAGCAAGACGCACGUCCAAAACGUCUCAUGGCCGCCCCCAGCGCCACAGUACACUCUGGUGCCCAUCCGAUCGCCGAUCGUCGAAACCCAACAAGAGCCAACGACCGCUCAACAAGAGAUGGCGCAAACCGUUGUAACAACGACGAGCGUCGUUCGACAGCCGAUGGCCGCCAAAUGGAUGAAGGGAAGUGUUGGAGGAGUGAGGAAGGAGAGUGUUGGAGGAGUGAUGAAGGAAAGUGUUGGAGGAGUGAGGAAGGGAAGUGUUGGAGGAGUGAUGAAGAAAAAG
This is a messenger RNA of Mesorhabditis belari, 2289 nucleotides long. NCBI's taxonomy places the organism in Eukaryota, Metazoa, Nematoda, Chromadorea, Rhabditida, Rhabditidae. The record is from the annotation of a GenBank genome assembly.